GCUCAUAGUGUUACUCCACACUUCAACACUAUAUUUUUAUACAAUAUAGUUUUUAUACAUUACUACAUAUUUAUACUAGAUAGUUUUUAUAUACAUUAUUCCAAAGUGAGUAACUUAACUAGCUUAGCCAUGCAUUGUGGUGUUUCAUUCUCUAGGGUUAUGUCCUUGAAUGCUAUGUUGUGCAUUGCAACAUUUUUUUUAACCUUGGUUUCAACUCAUGUUGAAGCUCAAAGAGCUUUUUUCGUGUUUGGCGAUUCACUAGUCGAUAAUGGCAACAACAACUACUUGGUCACUAGUGCUAGGGCCGAUAGGCCACCGUAUGGGAUCGAUUCUCCGAAUGGACCGACCGGCCGGUUCUCCAAUGGCCUCAACAUCCCGGAUCUCAUUUGUGAGCAAAUUGGAACAGAGCCACUACUACCCAUCUUGAGCCCUGAGCUCACCGGAGAAAGACUUCUGGUUGGCGCGAACUUUGCUUCUGCCGGAGUUGGGGUUCUUAAUGACACUGGGAUCCAAUUCGUGAAUAUUAUAAGGAUAGGCCGUCAAUUGGAGUUGUUUGAGCUAUACCAACAAAGAUUAGCCGGGCUAAUUGGAGAAGAACAAGCACAAAGCCGAGUGAAUGGAGCUCUUGUGCUAAUUACACUUGGUGGCAAUGAUUUUAUCAACAAUUACUUCCUCCUUCCAAUCACGGCUAGGCGUCUUCAAUUCCCCAAUCUUGAAGACUAUGUUGAUUAUGUCAUCGGGGAGUAUAAAGGGGUUUUAUCUAGGCUUUAUGAGUUGGGAGCAAGGAGAGUAUUGGUUACCGGAACUGGACCAAUUGGAUGUGUCCCUGGUGAGUUAGCCUCACAAGGUAGUCGAAAUGGCGAAUGUGCCCCUGACCCGCAACGAGCCGGUGCCCUUUUCAACCCAAAGUUAACCCAAAUGAUUCAAAGCCUAAACAGCGAAAUUGGCUCUGAUGUUUUCAUUGCCUCCAAUACCGGUGGAAUGUUGAAUAAUUUCCUUGAAAAUCCUCAAGCAUUCGGAUUUGAAACAUCAAAGGUAGCAUGUUGUGGCCAAGGACCCUACAAUGGGUUAGGACUAUGCACAGUUGCAUCAAAUGUGUGCCCUGAUAGAAAUGUCUAUGCAUUUUGGGAUGCAUUCCAUCCUACUGAAAGGGCUAACCGGUUCAUUGUCCAGCAGAUGAUGAUCGGGUCUGUCGACCACAUGAGUCCCAUGAACCUUAGCACCAUCUUGGCUGUUGAUGCUGCUAAGAAACCUUAGCUAGCUUAGUGUUGCAUUGGUUGCUUAAUUGCUAGAUUGAUAAUGUCAUUAUAUUAUUACUAUUCCUAGCUAUAUAUGUACUUUUGGUGCUAUCUAUCUUCUUUCAAGUGUAAUCAUCUAUAUUUAGGUUGCAAAAUUAGUAAACUAAAAGUGGCAUGAAAAGUUGUUAUAUUAGGCAUGCAUUGUUUGUCGUCCUUCUUUAUGGAUUGAUCGAACUACAAUAAUGUUGUAAUCAUUCAACUUUUAUUCAAUCAAAUGUAUCAAAUUUCGAUUCUGAA
Messenger RNA from Chenopodium quinoa (quinoa), 1535 nucleotides. RefSeq names its product GDSL esterase/lipase At4g28780-like. Lineage: Eukaryota; Viridiplantae; Streptophyta; Magnoliopsida; Caryophyllales; Amaranthaceae. The coding region runs from base 130 to 1257 and encodes 375 amino acids. Gene Ontology annotation, molecular function: hydrolase activity, acting on ester bonds. The record is from RefSeq and is a predicted model, not a curated record. The transcript is spliced from 5 exons.